AUGGGAAGUACUACCUCCUGCUGCGUGUCGUCAAGCCCAAAAAUCCGGAGAAAUGCGCACUCCCGCCUGGAGUCUGAGCCACCCGACACCGACCUGAGCCGCGAGGACACGGGAUACAACCUCCAGCACAUCAGCGACAGAGAGAACGUCGACGAGCUGAAUCUGGAGUGUAAUCCGUCUGACCACCCCCGCGCCAGCACUUUAUUCCUCAGCAAAUCACAGUCAGAUGUCGGGGAAAAGCGUCGGAGUCUCUAUGUUAACCAUCUUACACAUAUUGCGGAGUCAAAGAGACAUCUCUCUCUCUCUCUACAGCAGGGCACUAACAGACGUAAGCAUAGUUCCUGUUCCACCAUUUAUUUGGAUGAUAACACGGUUAGCCAACCUAACCUCAAAUUCACCAUCAAAUGUGUUACCCUGGCCAUAUAUUACCAUAUUAAGAACAGGGACAAAAAUGGCCGACAGCUGUUGGAUAUCUUCGAUGAGAAGCUACAUCCUCUAUCAAAGUGUGAGGUCCCUGAUGAUUACUAUAAGCAGGACCCAGAGCAGAGACAGAUUUACCGCUUUGUGAGGACACUGUUCAGCGCAGCUCAGCUCACUGCUGAGUGUGCAAUAGUCACGCUGGUAUAUCUGGAGAGGUUGUUGACGUAUGCAGAGAUUGAUAUUUGUCCAGCCAACUGGAAACGCAUCGUCCUGGGAGCCAUCUUGCUCGCGUCCAAAGUGUGGGAUGACCAGGCCGUCUGGAACGUCGACUACUGCCAGAUUCUUAAAGACAUCACAGUGGAGGACAUGAAUGAGCUGGAGAGAGAGUUCCUGGAGCUAUUGCAGUUCAACAUAAACGUGCCAUCCAGCGUUUAUGCCAAAUAUUACUUUGACCUGCGUUCUCUCGCUGAGGCCAACUGCCUCAACUGUCCCCCCGAACCCCUCAGCAGAGACCGGGCACAGAGACUAGAGGCGAUCUCGCGGUUGUGUGAUGAUAAGUUUAAGGAUGUGAAGCGUGCUAUACGUAAACGUUCGGCGAGUGUGGAUAACCUGGCCGCUGUCAGAUGGGUUCCUGCCAUACUCUCCUAA
Molecule: messenger RNA, 1068 nt
Organism: Chanos chanos (milkfish)
Lineage: Eukaryota; Metazoa; Chordata; Actinopteri; Gonorynchiformes; Chanidae
Product: cyclin-Y-like
Exons: 11
Coding region: 1-1068 (355 amino acids)
Biological process (GO): regulation of cyclin-dependent protein serine/threonine kinase activity
Molecular function (GO): protein kinase binding
Source: RefSeq, a predicted model, not a curated record